This is a messenger RNA of Lates calcarifer (barramundi perch), 4839 nucleotides long. RefSeq names its product leptin receptor (gene lepr). Gene Ontology annotation, cellular component: external side of plasma membrane. The record is from RefSeq and is a predicted model, not a curated record. Gene Ontology annotation, biological process: immunoglobulin mediated immune response; cytokine-mediated signaling pathway. Lineage: Eukaryota; Metazoa; Chordata; Actinopteri; Centropomidae. Gene Ontology annotation, molecular function: protein binding; cytokine receptor activity.
UUUUUCUCCUCUGUCGAUACCACUGUACAGAUGUGCUAUGAUAGAAUACCAGUCUUCUUAGCAUCAGCUACCUGUCAACUAUUGUAUCCUAAUGUCUUAUGUGAGAUUCACCCCAGCCAAAGCCCAGCAAGGCCAUGCUCACACUAUGACCGCUACAAUGGUUUGGUCUGUAAUGUUGACGGUCCUGAUACAUAUUUUCUUGGUGUCCCAUGGUGCUCAGUGUUUGGAGCCUGAGGUCGGAGCCUCUCUCCGGGCAGGUGCCCUGGACCUCCCAUGGCAGGAUGAGCUGUGCUGUGACUCACCUUCAGCCCACCUUGAUAUUGAGGGAGGCGGCAUGCACGCACAAGAGACAAACCGCUCUGAAUCAGACCUCCCACACCAUCCCCGCUGCAGUUACAAGAGCUCGACAACCAAAUCAAAUCCACGAGAGCCCACUGGCGGCACCUGUUUGGACAUAUUGUGCAGAAUUGAUGAAAACUGGGAAAAAUUAACUUGUGAUCUUCAGUCUCACGUCCAACCGUCAACAACUCUGGAUGCCGGUCUUAUGGCGGUCAGCUUACAGCCGCUGAUGUCCCAGACAGAGGAUUCACAGGUGAACAGUGGGAAUACUACGUCUGAUAAUCCUGUUGUUUGCGAAGCGGAGGAUUCCUUCAUGUGUUCAGUGGCUCUCGACACCACAAGCUUUGUCACCAUGGUAACUGUCAGCAUCUCCAACGCCAAAGCUCCGCCAGUUCUGCUCAGAGUUCCUGCCCGACCUGUGAAACCGAGUCCUCCAGUCAACCUCUCACAUAUUCAGACCAUCGAAGCAGAACUGAUUUUACACUGGGACGACCCAUCAGACUUUGAUAACAGCCCACUGAGAUAUGAGGUCCGAUACUCCUUUAACAACACGCAUCCAGACUGGCAGGUGGUGUCUGCACCUGGAGAGCCCAGACUGUCUCUGAAUCUGAAGCCCAAACUAAACUACACCAUCCAGGUUCGCUGUUCCGGCCUGAAUGAGCCUCCACUGUGGAGCGACUGGAGUGAAAGUCACCACAUCUUCCUGGACACGGUGAGCUACAUCCCUGAGAAAGUGGUGGCACGACCGGGGGAGAACGUAACAGUGUAUUGUGUGUUCAACGACCACAGCAUCAACGCCAGCACAGCCAUGUGGAUGCUCAACUUCCAGCAGCCACUUCAUCGCAGCCAGUACCACCCAAUCAGCCAAUGGGUCAGCCAGAUCACAGUGCGCCCUUCAGAGAGCCGGAUGUAUGAUCUGCUGCGGUGCACUCGGGGAUGGAGCCGCCCUUACAGCCAGAUCUAUGUAGAGGGAGCUUCUAUCGAUAUAGACUGUAAAACCAACGGUGAUAUCAAUGCUAUGGACUGCAGCUGGAAGGACAAACAGUGGACCAAUUCCAAAUUUCAAUCCAGGUGGGCUGACGUGCUAUGUGAUGUGAUGGAGAAGAGGGAGAGAGCGGGUGAGAUAGUGGGGGAGAUGGGGCCUGCUUGCCUGCCCAUCACAUCCGGGAAGAAAACCUGCACCAUCCAGCCUCUGAGGAUGAACUGCUACAAGCUGUGGCUGGAGGUGUCGUCCCAGCUGGGCCCUGUCAGGUCCAAACCCAUCUACCUGUCACCCAUAGAUCACGUGAAACCCCACACACCCAAUAAUGUGAAGGCAGUGACUCGGAGCAGUGGCGUCCUGUCAGUCACUUGGGAGCCCCCAUCUCUGCCGGUCGGGGGGCUCAAAUGUCAGUUUCGGUACCACUCGCUGUCCACAAUGAGAAGCCAGCCAGAGUGGAAGGUCCAGAGUCCAGUGCGGGUUUCUUUUGUGGAAGUUGUGGUGCCUGAUAUGUGCCGGGUCUAUGUGGUGCAAGUACGCUGCAUGCAUGCCAACGGCACUGGCUACUGGAGUGACUGGAGUGACUCCAUCUACUCCACUCCAGACAACAGCAGAGCUCCUGAGCGUGGCCCUGAUUUCUGGAGAAUUCUUCAAGACGAUCCAUACAGAAACCAGACUAAUGUCACUCUGCUGUUUGAGGAUCUCCCAGUAUCAGGGCAAUCCUACUGUGUGGAUGGAUUUAUAGUUCAGCACCAAACCCAGAGUGGCACAGUGAUGAGGAAGCGGAUUGACGUGGCAUCGUCCUACAGCUUUGAGUGGAACCAGGAGCCUCAAACUGUGACUGUGGAGGCCUACAAUAGUCUGGGGAGCUCUGCUAGCAACACCAACAUGACGCUGGAGAGACAGCCCAAACGCCGCUGUGUGCAUUCGUUCCGCGUGAUGGUCAUCAACAGCACCUGCGUGUCGCUGUCCUGGAGCCUGCUGGACAACAGCUCUGUGCCUCUGUUCAUGGUGGUCCAGUGGUUAACACAGAGGCAGCAGGAGUCUGAUCAUCACAAAGGCCAGAGUGGAGAAACAUGGGCCAGGCUUCCCUACACUGACCGUCCCGUCUAUCUGAGAGGUAAUUUCUUUGGUUCUGAGGAAUAUGGAUUCUACUUGUACCCUGUGUUUGCUCAGGGAGAAGGGGAGCCAGUGUACACUAUGGCUGCCAGAGGAGACCCUGCAGCCUACAUGAUGCUGAUGAUCAUCUCCUUCCUUUCAAUUGUCCUGCUUGUCACUCUGGUCCUCUCCCAAAACCAGAUGAAAAAGAUUGUGUGGAAAGAUGUACCCAACCCAAACAAGUGUUCAUGGGCUAAAGGACUAGACUUCAAAAAGGCUGACACCUUUGACCACCUGUUCAGACCACCAGAGGGCCUGCCAGCCUGGCCGCUGCUGCUGCCUUCUGAGAACGUCUCCAAAGUUGUCAUAGUGGACAAAGCUGACCUCUCAGCCCUGACCACAGCCCUGGUCCAAACCCCACUUGUGUCCCUGACUCCCGACCCAGCCACUGCCUUAGCUAUCUCCAUUCCUCCAGGGUUUGACUCAGAGGUCAGCCAAACCAAGUUCAUUGUGAGUGAGGUGUUAAUGAAUGAAGCUCCUUCCAUAGCCCUUAAUCUGGAUGCUUUAACCAGUUCACACCCACGGAUAGAUGAGUUACCACCAGUCAAUGCCCAGGAAGACCAGGCCCCAGGCAGUGCUGACAGUUCUGCCCAGUCUUCAGUCACAUAUGCCACCGUUCUGCUCUCUAACCCAAAGCAACAGCUGAUUCAUCUCCACUACAAGGAUGCUAGUGGCAGCAGCUCCAGUGAUGAGGGCAAUUUCUCUGCCAACAACUCCGACAUUUCAGGAUCUUUCCCCGGUGGCCUGUGGGAGCUGGACAGCUGUCGGGGCGGGGAGAUGGACGACCCGCGGCGUUCCUGCUCCUACAACUCUGUGGAGGAGCUUUCCGAAACAUCAGAGCAGGAAGACGAAGGAGGAGAGGUGAGAGAGGAGAAGGACUUGUAUUAUCUAGGAAUGGACUAUCGAGCAGAGGAUGAGGAGAGUGAGGAAGAGGAGGAGCAGAGAGAAGAGGAGACGAAAAUUGAGCUGCUUAAAAAUGUAGUUUUGAACAGAGAAGACUGUUCUGUGGAGUCUCACCCUUUGCUCGGGCCCGAGGACUCGAGCGAGCCCACAGAGCCGCUGUCACCGUCGACAUGCAGCUUUUCCCCGCUGUAUAUGCCUCAGUUCAGAACUGCCACGUGCACAAGGCAGGUACAGGACAGCAAACCCCAACUGUGACCCUCACACAAACUGCAUUUAAAUGAACAUGUGCAUCAUUAAAUCCGUUGUGUUGUGGACUGCGUCGUGAUUCAGCAUUUACCAAAGCGGAUUUGCAUCUGUCCCCUUAGACAUAGUGAGGUGUGGAGCUGGAAAAUGUAAAAAUACCUCCACUAAUGUAUGAUUGCAAAUUGAUAUUAGUCAAUGCUGCUAUUGUGUUCUGAUGGAAAAGACGUCAGGUGGGCACAUGCCUCAUUCCCAGGCAUUUAUUUCUUUCUUUAUGGGGCUUUAAAAGCCUGAUUCUACUGUGCCACACUGCUCCUCUAGCAUCAGUUAUUGAUGUAGGAGCUUUGGCUAGGAAAAAUGAGCUCACAUAUUUUCAGUGGAAGGAAGACUAGUGGAAUAAUGCACAGUUCAUGCUGAAAGUGCGCAGCAGUCAGACUGUACAGGCAGUAUAUUGGUAAUCAGGAAGGGAGUGAUAGGGGAGGUAGGCGUCAUGUGGCUUCAAACAUCCCAUACAUACAGUGUAUUUCACCGGUUGGCAUCCAUUAAAUGCAUAUAAAAAUAUAUAGGAAAUGCUCUGUGUACCUACAUCCACUCAUCUGCUCCUAUCUUGAUGUGGAAAAGACAUUCUCUGCUGAAUUCUUUCGGCUGCAUUUUAAGCAAAACAUGAAAGAGUUUCAAAGAGAAUAGAUAUAAUAGAUAAACACAGAAAGCGAGAAAGAAAGGCCCAUAAUCUGCAGUUUUGGCUUUGUCUAAGCACAUUCGACUGUGAAGUGAAGGUAGAACUUGGAUGUCACUUCAGAGCUACUGGUGUGACUAAAAGAAACCAGGUGAUGAUGAAAACAGCUGUAGUCAGUGAGUAACUGCAGGUGAUUUUUUUGGGCACAGAAUUCACUGCAUUCAUCUGCAGCUUGCACAACAACAUCUGCAUGGACUAACUCACCCACCAACCCAAAGAAUGUCUUUUUGUACUUUGUGCUGUAAUGUAAUUGAGACUUUGUUACAGUAUAUGAGAAAUGUGAUAUCUAUUUUUCUGUGUUUGGCUAACACCUGCUGUCUGGUGUAAAUUAAAGACAAAAGAAUGUAUAUUUGAAACCAGAGGAAGAAGACAGAAAUUGAAAUUAACGGAACUAUUGAAACAUGGUUGACAGAAAUUGUUUAUUGUAUAUGCAGAUCUUUUGUCUAUUUUUCAUGGUGAAAAUAAAGUAUUUAUUGUGACUCUG